AUGCAAUUAAUUGAUCUACCUGAUGAAAUUUUGUUAAUCAUCUUUCGAAAACUUAACAAAAUCGAAUUAUUUUGUUCGCUAUUAGGUGUUCAUCAGCGUUUAGAUCGCGUUUUACACGAUUCUAUCUUUACGAAUACUUUAACAUUAUUAGAGAAAUUCUCACCUCCAGAUAUUUGUUCGUUAUCGCCUUUAGUACUCGAUCGGUUGUGUUCGCAGGUCUUACCGGCUAUCGAGCACAAAAUCCAAUGGAUGAAUCUCGAAGGAUCAUCUUUAGAACGUGUUCUUUCUUCUGGAAAUUUUCUGCAUUUAUUUGGACUUGGUGUAUAUGGGAUUACAAAAACCUACGCAUUGCAUCUUCUGUCAGAUGAAACUUUAUUAUGUCAUCAAUUGAGAAAACAAAUCUCAUCCCUCGCUGUUCAAACUACUGGCAAUGUUGGUUACCCAUUUGAUCUCAAUGAACUUAUAUUUACAAAUCUGAUUUACACAUUUUCCAAUUUAAAAUCGCUCGAUUUAAAUCCAUUUAAGGUUUAUCAUCAGAUCACUACAAUGAGUAAAGCUCAUUUAUCUGUUUAUUCUUCAACAUUGAGAGAAUUGUCGAUUCAACUGCGUUGGAUCGAUGAUUGUCUUUACAUUCUUGACGGUCGUUUUGAUCAGCUUUGCGUGUUUAAUGUUAAAGUGAUGUAUUCGAGUCGUAGUCGUUCACUCCUAGAUUUUGAUCAAGUGAAAUCAUCAAAUCUACGAUCUUUCUCAUUCACAAAUUUAUUUGAAAUUGAUUGUUAUGACGAAUUUCUUGUACCAUUGUUGCGUCGUAUGUUAAAACUAGAAGAACUUCGUCUGUAUAUGGCAUGUUCUCGUCGAAAAUCAUUCGUCGAUGGAAAUGAUUUGAAAGCGAAUGUUAUCGAAUUUUUUCCACGGUUAAAGGUGUUUAUAUUUGCAAUUUAUUCGACUAUUCGUGAUUAUGACAAAAUGAAUCUCUUAACAAAUGAAGAUAUUCAGAAGACAUUUCUUGAAUUUCCAACUGAGAACAUUGUUUCUUGUGUUGAUUAUUUUCCAAAUAGAAAUGAAAGCCAAUGCUAUGUAUAUACAUUACCAUUUCCUUUAACAAGUUAUGAACGGAUUGCAAAUAAUUUCCAAGAUGGCUUAUUUCCAUCUGUUCGGAAGGUAUCCUUAUUUGACGAACGGCCUUUUGAACAUCAGUUUUUUCGUCGAAUUCAAAAGUCAUUUCCGUUAUUGGAAGAGUUAUCUGUCGUUAAUAGGCAAGCACAAAAUGAAAAGUCAAAAAAUGCCAAUGACUAUUUGCCAUUAAUUUAUUACAAACAUCUCAGUUCACUUGAUCUUUUGUUAGUUCAUGAUGAUUAUAUUGAAGAAUUUCUUUUGGACACAAAAACAUCUUUACCAUUCAAUAUUAAUGUUAAUGUUGCUUAUGAAGCUAUCCACAGAGUUACAGAUGAUUUUCGAAGAAUCGAAACAAGAAUGAAUUGCUCAAAAGUCAAUUGUUUAUAUUCUUCAUUUGAAAUAUCUCGACCUUCAAAACAUUUCGAAGGGUAUUUUCGUAGUACAGUUUCAUACUGA
This is a messenger RNA of Adineta ricciae, 1572 nucleotides long. The record is from the annotation of a GenBank genome assembly. Lineage: Eukaryota; Metazoa; Rotifera; Eurotatoria; Adinetida; Adinetidae.